AUGCCACGCAAGGAGCAACGCAACCGCCAUCAUCCGAAGCAACGAUCGCUUACAGCCCAGCCUGCGCCAACUGCUCCGUCGGGCCGCGACCACCCCGAGUCGCCACCACCACUGACGCCCAUCCAACGGCGACCUCACCCAGCGAUGGACGCCCAGAUCGCACCACUGCCGCCGGCAGCCACUGGUCAGCGAUCCCGCCCGGCUGCAAAGCCGACCAGUGCUGGGUCACCACCGCCGUUGGCCCCGAUCCGUCGGCCAAUCACCGUCGACGAUGACGGAACAUCGCCGCUAGCCGCAGUGGAUCUGCCGAUCCAGCCAGCUACGACGAUCAGCACGGAACCACCCGCUGCCGUCCCGCUGGAGCCAACGCCGCUGGUGGAAGCUGCCACCGGAUCCCCAUCCUCGCCGAGGAUCAGCCUGACCUGGUGCGAGGGAUUAUCCUUAAAGGAUAUGAUGGCCGCGAUCCUGGCCGAGGACGGGGCCCCGACACCGUUCUGCCUGGGCGACUUCCAGGCAGAGGCGACGCUACCCGGACGGGGCAGAAACCCAAGCCCGCCUGCCACCGGGGCUCCCGAUGAGUCGAUGGCCGCGCUAAGAAUCUCCGACCUGGCCACCCCUCUCGCCAACAACGGGCUCAUGGUCAUCACUCUGGCUCCCGACGAGCCCAUGACCGCCGCUUUGGCUCCCGACGAGUCCAUGACCACCGCUUUGGCUCCCGACGAGCCCAUGACCACCGCUUUGGCUCCCGACGAGUCCAUGACCACCGCUUUGGCUCCCGACGAGCCCAUGACCACCGCUUUGGCUCCCGACGAGCCCAUGACCGCCGCUUUGGCUCCCGACGAGUCCAUGACCACCGCUUUGGCUCCCGACGAGCCCAUGAUCACCGCUUUGGAGCUGAUGGCCGCCUUGGCCAACCACGAGCGCCCGGCCGCCUUGGCCAGCCACGAGCCUCCGGCCGCCUCGCCGACUGUCGAGCCGAUGGUCGCCCGACAUCCGCCCGUAGCCGUUCCCGGAACCCUGGGAGCGGUCUACGAAGACAUCUCCGAAGAUGAGAUCAUGGAGCUAAGCUCCGGCGAAGACGAGGAGCCGGACCCAGCGCAGGACGCCAUCCUCAUCUCCGACGAGGAGGACAACGCCGGGGAGACCACGGCCAACCCACGGGACAAUCCCAACGGGAACAUUGCCCGCCUCAUGGGCGCAUCAACGGCCGCGGCAGCAGCCACCGGGACCACCAACGCGACGCCCCUCGGGGACGCGAGAGUCACCGGAAUCGCUGCCGGCGGACCGCCCCGUCACCCUGGAAACCACCCUUGCCAGGGCUGGGGGCAGCAGCCAUGGACACCACAGCAUCAGUGUCACUACCGGCCAGAACAACUGCAUGGCCGCCACCGCUAG
Molecule: messenger RNA, 1395 nt
Organism: Drosophila kikkawai
Lineage: Eukaryota; Metazoa; Arthropoda; Insecta; Diptera; Drosophilidae
Source: RefSeq, a predicted model, not a curated record